This is a messenger RNA of Lampris incognitus (smalleye Pacific opah), 2328 nucleotides long. It is a transcript of the gene zbtb24, whose product is annotated as zinc finger and BTB domain containing 24. Gene Ontology annotation, molecular function: DNA-binding transcription factor activity, RNA polymerase II-specific; RNA polymerase II cis-regulatory region sequence-specific DNA binding; protein binding. Gene Ontology annotation, biological process: regulation of transcription by RNA polymerase II. Bases 128 to 2224 code for a protein of 698 amino acids. Lineage: Eukaryota; Metazoa; Chordata; Actinopteri; Lampriformes; Lampridae. Gene Ontology annotation, cellular component: nucleus. The transcript has 8 exons. The record is from RefSeq and is a predicted model, not a curated record.
CCUCCAUGACACAUGACUUGGUACCGCUGACUCAAAUCCACGCUUGCAGAAACAGUUUGUUUGUUUACUUUCAUGCAUCCCAUCACUUUACAGGUGUCCUUAAACUGAAGUGACAUUGUGGGGGGAAAUGACUCAGCCAGCAGCGGCCACAUCUUCUCUCCUCAUGACACAUCACUCAGAAACGCACAAAGACAGCAUCCUGAGCAAGCUGGAUAAGCUCAGGAGAAAGGAACUGCUGUGUGACAUCACACUGAUCGUGGAGGAUGUGCACUUUAAGGCACACAAAGUGCUCUUGGCAGCCAGCAGUGACUACUUUUCUUCAAUGUUCUCGGUGCAAGAUCAGAUUAGCCAGUCGACUUACAGGCUGGACGGGAUGGUGGCCAACGCCUUCGCUGCGGUGCUGGAGUUUAUCUACAGUGGCCGGGUGUGUGUGGAGGAGAGCACCAGCGAACAGCUCCUGGUCACAGCCCAUCUUCUGGAGGUCGGUGACCUUGUGAAGGCAAAAACAAACAUCAGCAGGCCAGAGGUGCCAGUUCUGCUGAAACGCAAACGAGGACGGCCAAGGAAGACCGGGGAUGUGCCGGGCGUGGUGCCAGACACUUCAAAAGAAGAACCAGAUGACAAGAAGCGUGGUUCCUGUCACACCUCAGAAGAGAGGAAGGUGGUGGAUAUCGCCACAGCGGACAGUGGGGAGAAAGACAAAUACACUGUGGAGUGUCAACCCAGAGAUGCCAACGAUGUGGACUAUGAACCGAAGGCAGACCGGAGCCGGCAGAGCAAACGCAAAAUACGGCCGCCGUCCAAGUAUAAAGGGUUCAACGUGGGUGGUGACGCGGCGGUUGGCCAGGAGCCUGUGAAGAAAGGCAGGAACAGGAAAUACCCAAACACAGAGGCUCGGUGUGAGGACUGCGGGAAGGUGUUCAAAAACCACCUCUUCCUGAAGAUCCACCGCAGGACUCAUACAGGAGAGAAGCCUUUUAGGUGUCUGGUUUGCGGGAAGAGUUUCACCCAGAAACACAACCUGCUGAUCCACCAGCGGAUGCACACCGGAGAAAAGCCCUUCGUCUGCACCAUCUGCUCCAAAGCCCUCUCCACCAAACACUCCCUGCAGGAGCACAUGAACCUCCAUGAAGACGAGAAAUCCUUCAGCUGUGAUAAAUGUGGGAAGACGUUCAGUCAGAAGAGACAACUGAAGAGUCACUACAGAGUUCACACUGGUAAAUCUUUACCAGAAUGUGCCCUGUGUCACCACAAGUUUCUGGACACGGCUCAGCUGAAAAAACACCUCAGAAUACACACAGGUGAGAAGCCUUUUACCUGUGAGAUUUGUGGGAAGUGUUUUACUGCCAAGACUACGCUCCAGACUCACAUCAGAAUUCACAGAGGCGAGAAGCCGUACAGCUGCAGCAUCUGCAACAAGUCCUUCUCGGACCCCAGUGCCAGAAGACGCCACGUGGCGUCCCACUCAGCCAAGAAACUUUUCACCUGUUCUUUCUGCAGCCUGUCCUUCACACGUCUGGACAACCUGAAAACCCACGCCAAGACCCACAACAAGGAGCGAGCUGCCGUGACUGCCCGGGGCCCGUUGGAGGCGGCACCAGCAGUGUCUGAGGCCAAUGCGGGGCCCGAGGAGGUGCGCAACAUCCUGCAGCUCCCGCCGUACCAGCUACCCACGGGCUCCGAGCAGGAGAUCCAGCUGGUGGUGACGGGGGAGAUGGGCAACAUCAACUUCGUCCCCGGCCAGGCGCAGGAGAUAAGCAUUAUCACAACAGGGGCGGAGGUAGCAGACCCAGCCCACUCCAGACUCACCCUCAUGACCCAGCCACCGGGUCAUGUGCAGAGUGUGGCACUGGUCGCUGCUCAGGGUGGGGUGGCGGAGCAGAACCCGCAAAUCCAGACCAUCAGUCACAUGCCCCCUGGUGGUCAGCCAGAGCAGAUGCAUGUUAUCACGCUGAGCAAAGAGACGAUGGAGCAGCUGCAGGCCCAUCACGCCCCCCCGCAGCAGCUGCAGCUGAUGCACCAGGAGCCUGGGACCCCUCAGGGCCAUUUGGCUAGGGGGCUGCAAAACCAGGCCAUUCAUAUCAACAGCCAGAGCAGUCAGCCAAUCUCAAUCAGUCAGACCAAUGAGCAGAUUUCCAGUCACCACAUCCAGGGCCAGACUUUCCAGAUCCAGGCGGGUACCGUGUCCUAUCUGUACACCACCAGCCUGCACCAUGAGAGCUGAGGGUAUGGAGGACCGCCUCAGCCUGGAUGACUGUUGUUAUUGCCAGAGACAGUAACAUACAUGAUAAUGGUGCUGUACUAUUAAGUGACAACCCCUGAACAAUG